Messenger RNA from Porites lobata, 2316 nucleotides. Lineage: Eukaryota; Metazoa; Cnidaria; Anthozoa; Scleractinia; Poritidae. The record is from the annotation of a GenBank genome assembly.
AUGCGCACGGGUAUUCUCUCCCUCACCACGCCGAUUCCCUCUCCCGGAUCGUCUGGUGUAAAUCUCUUCACACAGGACCUUGCUUCCCUCGGAGCGCUUAUGGCCAGACCGUAUGUUUUUCCUCCCAUGGCUUUAACGGGACCUGUCUUAAAAUUUCUGCAGAGUUUUAAACAGUCGUGCACAGUAGUGGUGCUGGACGUGUUUCCCAAGAAGUACUGGUGGCCUCUCCUUAUGAAUAAAGCUGUAAAGAGUAGAUGUCUGGCUGUUCGUGGCGAUGGCAACGCUCUCUUGGUCCCGUCCAAAAAGGGGUGGCUGCCUCACAAGGGCAUUCCUGGAGAUCUCUGGGUUUUUGCAGUGUGUUUUUAGGUGUGUCUUGGCAUACAUUUUGAUCUGUUGUGCUACUGGUUUGUGGUGUAUGAUAGGGUUCUUCUUUUCUGGUUUGUAGGAGCUUCCAGUCAUGGCAAAGCUGUUUGUCCAGUCGGUUAAAUGCCCAACCUGUGGACACGCUAAUGAUUUUGACUUCCGUUUUUGUCAACGUUGUGGCUACAAGCGAAAGGUUAUGACAACGCUUGUCAAGGAACACUCUGAUGUUAUCGUUGACCCUGAUGGAAUUGAAGUGCGGUUGCAGCAGUUACUUCACUACGAUCAGGCAACCAGUUAUAAAAAGCAGAAGGAUUCUCUUCAGAGGGAACUUGAGGCUUUUCUUGGUGCUCUGCCGGGUUUUGUUACUCUCGCGACAGUGACGCCUAGGGACUUGUUUCGCUUCCUGAUCUUUAAAGACAAGCGUGGCAAAACACAGGUACACCUCAAUACGUGUGAAUUUCUGGGUCAGCGUGGUAAACAGUCAUGUGGCUGCCCCUUGAGAUUGUCGUACAAGACUGUGGAUUCUUACAUAGGAAAGUUAAGAUCGAUUUUCCAUUCCGUUGGUCGGGACGGAGAGUGGGACAAGCGGCUAGGUCUUGGUAACCCAGCCUCUGAUAAAUUGGUUAAAGAUUACCUUCGUCUUGUCACAGCAGAGCAGUUACAGGCCCGUGUUACUCCAAAACAAGCCACGCCAUUCUUUGUGGACAAAUUGACUCAGUUAUCGAAGUAUCUUGAAGGCGAGCUAGCGAGAUCAAAGUCGAAACUUGACCGUUUCAUUAUCGCACGUGACCAAGCUUAUUUUAAGUUGGCAUUCUUUAGUGGGGACCGCCCAGGAGAUCUUGGUCAGGUAAAAGUUCCGGAGAUCCUUCGUUUUCCAAAUGAUGAUGGGUUCUUAUUUAAUCAUAUCUGGGGUAAGACUUUGCGGGAUGGUGACAGUAAUGUCUUUGGUGUUCGCAGAAAUCCCCAGUCGGUCAUCUGUCCUGUGAAGGGCGUUGAGCAAUAUGUCGAAGUGGCAAGGGAGUUAGGCGUUGAUUUAACAAAGGGAUAUUUGUUUCGUCCGACAACUUCUAAUAAUGGUGUCCAAGAUUCUCCAUUUAGUUCUUCAGCAGCAGAUGCGCGUCUUAAAGUGUAUCUCAAGCAGAUGAAAGCUGAUGAUGGUGAGACAUUGCAUGGCUUUCGUUCGGGUUGUGCGAUAACGUUGCCCGGGGGGGGCACUUGGGUAUUUUUUGGGUGGGUAUGUGCCGCCCGGGACUCCAAAAUGGCACCCCGUUCUGGAAAAAAUUUCCCCUAAAAUUGAUACCCCGUUCUAGAAAUGGGCCAAUUUUUUAUACCCCGUUCUAGAAUUCGCCCCAAAACUGAUACCCCGUUCUAGAAAUGGGCCAAUUUUUUAUACCCCGUUCUAGAAUUCGCCCCAAAACUGAUACCCCGUUCUAGAAAUGGGCCAAUUUUUUAUACUCCGUUCUAGGGUGCAACAAGAGUACAACGGUUUGCUUGUUAACGCAUUGAACCGUAUUUUUAAAAGCAAUCUGUCCUUGAAUACUUUCAAAUGGCUGCCAACAAAAAUGGAGCUUUCGUGCGUUCCAAAUAUUAUACCCCGUUCUAGAAAACACCUCUCAAAUGGAUACCCCGUUCUAAAUCAGGAGCUUCAAAAUCACGACCCCUUUGGGCGGCACAUACCCGUAUAUGUAAUGUAUGGGAGUACCCCCCCGGGUAACGUUGGCCCUCACAGGAGCGGAUCUGUCUGAGAUUAUGGAACACGUGGGUUGGGCUAGGAGGCAUACCGCCUUAUAUUACCUUCAGCUGGCCAAGGUUCUGAAACAUGAUGGCCCGUCGGGACGACUUGCUACGCCUUCUGCUGAGAAUGUGGUGGCUCCAUGGCAGGAUGUGAAUCAGCUGAAACGUUUUGUGUGUGCUUUUCCAGCUGCUGAGCAGAGGAAACGCCCAGCAGAAUGA